Molecule: messenger RNA, 322 nt
Organism: Amoebophrya sp. A25
Lineage: Eukaryota; Dinophyceae; Syndiniales; Amoebophryaceae
Source: the annotation of a GenBank genome assembly
AGAGGGAGGCGGGCGCGGAUGCGGUGAACGAGGCGGCGAAAGAGGCCGAUCGCAAGACCGCUGAGGGAGCGGCCGCACACCGGAAAGCAGUGGGUGCGGGCAUGGUACGGGAGGCCGAGCGCAAGACGGAGGGGGCAGCGGAAGCGCCCGCACGCCUGAGAGCAACGGGCGCGGAGACGGUAAAGGAGGCGGCGAAAGGGGCCGCGCGCAGGCAGAGGGAGGCGGAGGAAGCGGCCGCACGCGAGAGGGCGACGGGCGCGGAGGAGGUAGAAGAGGCCGCGCACAAGGCGAGGAGGCUGGCGGAGGAGGCCUUGCGCAUGGC